Messenger RNA from Acaromyces ingoldii, 1104 nucleotides. RefSeq lists its product as hypothetical. The transcript has a single exon. NCBI's taxonomy places the organism in Eukaryota, Fungi, Basidiomycota, Exobasidiomycetes, Exobasidiales, Cryptobasidiaceae. The coding region runs from base 250 to 804 and encodes 184 amino acids. The record is from RefSeq and is a predicted model, not a curated record.
UGGGGCAGAUCAUGUGGCCCAGAGGCGAGGAAUUUCUGCCAGGCACUGCAACUGGCGCGCGCAGCACGUUGGGCACCGGCCUGACGGGCUUUGUCUCGUACAUGACGAGAUCUAACGCCGAAAGCGCCCUGGAUGGUGCAGACGGCCUUCGUUGGAAUGGAGUUCGCCUCAGGACAAGCUGGGGUAGGAGCAUGCCCCUGCCCGCUCGACCAGCUUUUGGUAAGGGACGAUGGACAUUGAGUACGGUCGAUGAUGAGGCCAUUGACUCUUUCUCUCCCCUUUGCAUCUCACAAGUCUCGUCCAACAGCGCACAAAAAGACGAAGCACCAAGCAGAAGGGUCAAGACAGGCUCUCGCAGCCCUGACUCAAGAAAUCAUCGACGCCGACGAGGGGGCACUAGCCGCUCGCCCAAGACGUGGCUCCGGACAGCCGUUGAAGAGUCGUCGAACGAUGGCCCUGAGACGGAGCGCAGGGUUCGAUUCUUGGCUCAGCGCAUCAAGGAGUAUGGCCGAGCGAUUGAGGAGCAGGCCAAGUGGCAUCAGAGCGGCAAUCCACAAUAUGCCUUUCUCUUCGACGACCAGGUGCGUGUCACAUGGAAGGCCUCUUCGUCUCAGCCCAUCUCAUCUUUCAGUAAUUUACCUUCCUUCGAUUUGGCAGUCGGCAGCGCAUCAAUACAUGAGGAUCCUCAUCGAUGAGCGCCACGAGCCCACUAUUGGAGAAUCAGCUUUUGCUGAUGAGGUGAGCGCGAGUCACCGCGAAAGGGUCAGGUUUCGACGAGGACUAAUGUCAGGCUGGGAUAUAUAAACAUAAAAACGAAAAACGAAAGGGGACGGCGUCGCUCUAUUCUUCCGACAGUGAAGAGGACAGCGAGUGGGAGAAGCUGCAAGAGAGAGGAAAGCAGCAUGUGUUGGGCAAGGCGGCCAGAAGGCGCUUCGAAGCCAUGCUGAGGUCCAUGACCCUCCGUCGCGAGCGCAUUGCCCGAGCAAUGGCCUUUGCAAUUGAGCACGCAUCAGCAGCUGUUACCGUGAGCUCGACGUGGUUUGGUUAGGAGGCUACGUGCCACCCAUCAUCACGGGCUGACAAGAUAACGUACUUGCCUCCAGA